AUGGUUGGAAUCGGUCCUAAACGUCCUCCAUCCCGCAAGGGUUCGAGACACGAAUUGCCCCAGAACCUCCUGAAACAGAUCAAGGAGCUGGAAGAUAUCUUCACGGUCGAUCGGGCCAAAUUGAAGCAGAUCGUGGACCACUUUGUCAAGGAACUGGAGAAGGGCCUCACCGUCGAGGGGGGGAACAUUCCCAUGAAUGUCACCUGGGUCAUGGGAUUCCCUGACGGCAACGAACAGGGUACAUUCCUGGCUUUGGACAUGGGUGGCACCAACCUACGAGUCUGUGAGAUCACUUUGACCGACGAGAAGGGCGCCUUCGACAUCACCCAGUCCAAGUACCGCAUGCCCGAGGAAUUGAAGACCGGAACCGCCGAGGAGCUCUGGGAGUACGUCGCCGACUGUAUCCAACAGUUCAUCGAGUACCACCAUGAGAAUGAAGACCUCGCCAGUCUGCCCUUGGGUUUCACCUUCUCCUACCCGGCCACUCAGGAGUACAUCGACCAUGGCGUCCUGCAGCGCUGGACCAAGGGAUUCGACAUCGACGGCGUCGAGGGCCAUGACGUGGUUCCCCCCUUGGAGGAGGCCCUCCAGAAACGAGGCCUCCCCAUCAAAACCGCGGCGCUGAUUAACGACACCACCGGAACCCUUAUUGCCUCGUCCUACACCGAUUCGGACAUGAAGAUCGGCUGCAUCUUCGGCACGGGUGUCAACGCAGCCUACAUGGAGGAUGUCGGUUCGGUGCCCAAGCUGGCCCACGUGAACCUGCCCCCGGAUAUGCCGGUGGCCAUCAACUGCGAGUAUGGCGCGUUUGACAACGAGCACGUCGUCCUGCCGCUGACCAAAUACGACCACAUCAUCGACCGUGACUCCCCCCGUCCCGGCCAGCAGGCAUUCGAGAAGAUGACGGCCGGCCUCUACCUGGGCGAGAUCUUCCGCCUCGUCCUCCUGGACUUCGUGGAGAGUCGACCGGGCCUGAUGUUCAAGGACCAGGAUACUUCCCAGCUGCGGAAGCCGUACCUUUUGGACGCGUCGUUCCUGUCCGCUAUCGAGGAGGACCCGUACGAGAACCUGCAGGAAACCCGGGAGCUGAUGGAGCGGCGACUGAACAUCCUGGCCACCCAAGCCGAGCUGGAACUGAUCCGGCGUUUGGCCGAGCUGAUCGGCACGCGUGCAGCGCGCCUGUCGGCAUGCGGAGUGGCGGCCAUCUGCAAGAAGAAGAACAUCCAGUCGUGCCACGUGGGUGCCGACGGCUCGGUCUUCACCAAGUACCCUCACUUCAAGGCCCGUGGGGCACAGGCCCUGCGGGAGAUCCUCGACUGGAUGCCGACGGAGAAGGACAAGGUAUCCAUCCUGGCGGCCGAGGAUGGAUCCGGUGUGGGAGCCGCACUGAUUGCGGCCUUAACCCUGAAGCGUGUCAAGACGGGUAACCUAGCGGGUAUCCGAAACAGGGAUGCCAUGCAAAAGUUGCUGUAG
Molecule: messenger RNA, 1473 nt
Organism: Aspergillus tanneri
Lineage: Eukaryota; Fungi; Ascomycota; Eurotiomycetes; Eurotiales; Aspergillaceae
Gene: HXK1
Product: putative hexokinase Kxk
Exons: 5
Coding region: 1-1473 (490 amino acids)
Biological process (GO): intracellular glucose homeostasis; glucose 6-phosphate metabolic process; glycolytic process
Cellular component (GO): cytosol; mitochondrion
Molecular function (GO): glucokinase activity; D-glucose binding; mannokinase activity
Source: RefSeq, a predicted model, not a curated record